Gaeumannomyces tritici R3-111a-1 is the source of this 726-nucleotide messenger RNA. Its product is annotated as sterigmatocystin 8-O-methyltransferase. Gene Ontology annotation, molecular function: O-methyltransferase activity. Bases 52 to 726 code for a protein of 224 amino acids. The record is from RefSeq and is a predicted model, not a curated record. NCBI's taxonomy places the organism in Eukaryota, Fungi, Ascomycota, Sordariomycetes, Magnaporthales, Magnaporthaceae. The transcript is spliced from 3 exons.
CCGCUACAAGCCGGUUUCAACUAUGCAUAGGGCACGGCUGGCAUCGAGCCCAUGUUUGCCACUUUCAGCCGCCAGCCGGCUCGUGCCCAUCGCCUCGGCCACGCCCUGUCCAGUAUGACGGGUGGUGAGGGCUACGAGGUUCAUCACCUGGUACAAGGAUCAGCCAAAGUGCUGGGGGAUGUUGACUUGAGGGGCGGUACGCUGGUGGAUGUUGGUGGAAGCCAUGGAUUCGUGUCGGUCGACUUGGCCCGGCAGCACCGGCGCAUGCGCUUCAUCGUUCAGGACCUUCCACGCACCAUCGAGAGCGCGCCGAACCCGGUGUCCGAGGACGGGGAUGCCACACGCAGGAUCGAGUUCACGGCGCAUGACUUCUUCACCGACCAGGUCGUCAAGGGCGCUGACGGUACUCUAUCUCCUCCGCUGGAUCUUGCACAAUCACUCGAAACCAUACGCCGUCUCAAGUCGCUUGUACCAGCCCUCAAGCCCGGCGCGCGCAUCAUCGUCAAUGAACACCGCCUCAGCCCCUUCGGCGAAAAGAACGAACGGGACGAGCUGCAGAUGCGUCGAAUGGACGCCCUGAUGCUCUGUCUCCUCAACGUCCAGGUCCGUUCAGAGGCCGAGUUUCGGGAUCUCUUCCGGGCUGCUGACAAGCGCAUGGCUUUCAAGAGAGCCACGCGGCCGCCAGGCUCCAGAAUGAGCAUUUUCGAGGCCGUCUGGGAACCGUGA